AAACUGUAGAUGGAAGCGAGGGCUGGGCGCCCAUCCGCAUCGUGGUGUCCGCGAGGGACUUGGAGGACCCGCUGAAGCACUGCAGCGCAGCGGGGGAGACGCGCAUGGCCGGGGAUGGCCGCCGAGUAACCUGCGAGGUGGAGGAUGUGUUGGGGGAAAACAAGAAGGACAUUAUUUUGCGGCAAAUCCUCCCCGCGGCAAUUAAGCUGCACGCCGAGCGUCUCUCCGUGAAGCCGGUGAAGGGUCUCAUCCGCAUGCCGGAGUACGGUCUAGGGAUUUGCGAAAGGUUUACUAUUCCUGCCUGGCAUCGCAGGACCGGCGUGAGCGACGCCGAUCUGCUGCUCUACGUCAACGCCCUUCCGACUGUGGGCGCGGUUGCGUGGGCGACUGCGUGCGCCUGGCUGGUGGAUGGACGCCCGUAUGCUGGCGCCGUGAACUUCGAGCCCCGGUCCACAAAGGCCGAUCAGGAAUCUGUCCGUACUGCAGCCCACGAGAUUGGGCACGUUCUUGGGUUUGCAUUGGAAGAAUUUUUGAAGUUUCGCAUGGUGUCGCAGGUCCCCAGUGGGCCCGGGAAGGAUAUGGCGUGGGUGGUUACCUCGCCUACGGUGAAGGCGCUGGCGCGGAAGUACUACAACUGCCCCACACUUGAGGGCAUGAAGCUGGAGGACGCGCGGUGUGCGGGGUGUGCGGGGUCGCAUUGGAAGCAACUCUACACAAAGGAGGAGGUGAUGGCUACUGUGGGUCAGCCGGGUUAUUACUCGGCACUGACGCUUGCGGCGUUUGAGGACAUGGGCGGCGUGUACAGGGCUAACUUCAGCAUGGCGGAGCCGAUGAGGUGGGGCAACAACUCCGGCUGCGGGCUGCUGGAAAAGAAGUGCCUGAGCAGCGGCCACACCGACUACCCUGACAUUUUCUGCAAACAGUUUUGGUAUGACAAGAAGCUGCUCUGUACGCAUGACCGCCUGUCUCUGGGGAAUUGCGACCUCGGGCUAUACAAUCAACCCUUUCCGCCGCAGUAUCAGUACUUCGAGGGCCCCAGGCUUGGCGGCGGGGUGGCCUUUAUGGAGUACUGCCCGCACGUUACUGGGCGUGCGGAGUAUGGGUGCACCAACGGCAAUGCUCGUGCGAUGGUUGGCAGCUUCAUUGGCCCCAACUCCCGCUGCGUGAAGGGGAAUGACCUUAAAGUGAGCGGAAAACCCAUUGGCGAUGUGUGCGUGAACACUCAGUGCGACGGCGGCAAGCUGAAGGUGCAGUUCCGUCGCGACGCAACGUGGCACGAGUGCGAGGAGGGCAAAACUGUUAAGCCACAAGGGGCGCACUGGAGCGGGAGUAUUGUGUGCCCCAAGUACGCCGACGUAUGCGACGCCCUCCCCAACAUCAGCGCCUACCCAAUACCGGUGGUUGCGCCGCCGCUGACAGAAGCUCCACCGGCCGCAGAGGACACAGAACCGGUUGAAGGGGAGAAUGGCGACGCGGAGGUCAGCCCUGCCGGACCCGGCGGCGAAGCGUUGACGCAGGACGCCGCCGUCGCACACAGUGCCGGCACGGAUCGCGGCGGCAGCAGCAAAGCUUCUGAGGCUGAGGGUCCGUCUGCAACGAGUUCGUCGGGCAAGGCGGAAGACGGCGUUGACGUUGCCACGGGGCUACCGAAUGCGGCAAAAGGCAGUGAAGAAGAGCGAGGCGGUGCGGAAGGUCCAACGACGACUGAACCCAACAGUGACUCGACAAACCCCGCGCAGUCCACUGCCGGCGCCCGGCCGCCCGAGAGCGAAGGGCAGACGCAAGGGGCGGCGGCGGCGCAGAGCAGUGGCCAACCCGACGCUGUGCCGCCGCUGCGCGGAGGUGAGAGCGGUGGAGGGUCCCUAACCCCGGCGGAGGGACGCGGGGCAGCCGCCGCCGAGGCGCAGCAGCAGGGCGGGGCGGCGGGCCCCAGCACCGCGACUGAGAGCGCCGCGCCUACCGCGCGGGCCGAUGCGUCCGAAGUCGCUCCUGCGGCCACCAACGGUGCUGUCGCCCCCCGCU
Trypanosoma conorhini is the source of this 2022-nucleotide messenger RNA. Its product is annotated as leishmanolysin. The transcript has a single exon. Gene Ontology annotation, cellular component: cytoplasm; membrane. NCBI's taxonomy places the organism in Eukaryota, Euglenozoa, Kinetoplastea, Trypanosomatida, Trypanosomatidae. Gene Ontology annotation, biological process: proteolysis; cell adhesion. The annotation marks the transcript as partial. Gene Ontology annotation, molecular function: metalloendopeptidase activity. The record is from RefSeq and is a predicted model, not a curated record.